This is a messenger RNA of Cyclopterus lumpus (lumpfish), 1389 nucleotides long. It is a transcript of the gene gabrb3, whose product is annotated as gamma-aminobutyric acid type A receptor subunit beta3. Gene Ontology annotation, cellular component: neuron projection; GABA-A receptor complex; membrane. The coding region runs from base 31 to 1389 and encodes 452 amino acids. The transcript has 8 exons. The record is from RefSeq and is a predicted model, not a curated record. NCBI's taxonomy places the organism in Eukaryota, Metazoa, Chordata, Actinopteri, Perciformes, Cyclopteridae. Gene Ontology annotation, biological process: monoatomic ion transmembrane transport; signal transduction; regulation of membrane potential. Gene Ontology annotation, molecular function: extracellular ligand-gated monoatomic ion channel activity; neurotransmitter receptor activity; GABA-A receptor activity.
CCUUCUUUCAGCCUCAACGCUCCGGGGAACAUGUCGUACAUCAAGGACUCGGUGGACAAGCUGUUGAACGGCUACGAUAUCCGUCUGCGGCCGGACUUCGGAGGUGCGCCGGUGGCCGUUGGAAUGAGCAUAGACGUGGCGAAUAUAGACAUGGUGUCAGAAGUCAAUAUGGACUACACCUUGACGAUGUACUUCCAGCAGUACUGGAGAGAUAAGAGACUGGCCUAUACUGGGAUCCCUCUCAACCUGACUCUGGACAACCGAGUAGCAGACCAGCUCUGGGUCCCAGACACCUACUUCCUCAAUGACAAGAAGUCCUUCGUUCACGGCGUCACUGUUAAGAACCGGAUGAUUCGACUUCACCCGGACGGAACCGUCCUCUAUGGCCUCAGGAUCACGACGACGGCCGCCUGCAUGAUGGAUCUGAGGAGGUACCCGCUGGACGAGCAGAACUGCACUCUGGAGAUUGAGAGUUACGGCUACACGACAGACGACAUUGAGUUCUACUGGAAAGGAGGCGACGUGGCCGUGACCGGGGUGACGCGCAUCGAGCUCCCCCAGUUCUCCAUCGUGGACUACAAACUGGUCUCCAGGAACGUGGUCUUUUCCACAGGUGCCUACCCUCGACUCUCCCUGAGCUUCAAGCUGAAGCGGAACAUCGGAUACUUCAUCCUGCAGACCUACAUGCCCUCCAUCCUCAUCACCAUCCUGUCCUGGAUAUCGUUCUGGAUCAAUUACGAUGCCUCGGCCGCCAGAGUCGCAUUAGGGAUCACCACUGUCCUGACCAUGACGACCAUCAACACCCAUCUAAGAGAGACUCUGCCCAAGAUCCCCUACGUCAAAGCCAUCGACAUGUACCUGAUGGGCUGCUUUGUGUUCGUCUUCCUUGCCCUGCUGGAGUACGCCUUCGUCAACUACAUGUUUUUCGGAAGAGGUCCUCAGAUGCAGAAGAAGCUAGCUGAGAAGGCCCAGAAGGCCAAUAAUGAGCGGGACAACUUCGAUGGACCGAAGGUCGAGUCCCGGGGGAACAUCCUGCUGACGACCUUGGAGAUCCACAACGAGGUGGGAGGGAACGACAUGGCCACAUCAGAGACCCACAACUCCUCCUCCUCCUCCUCCUCUUCCUCCUCCGUCUUCUCCUCCACGGCGGGGUUCAACCACUCGGGGGUCCAGUACAGGAAGCCGAGUGCCCCGCAGGAGGCGGGUCGCCUCAGUCUGGAGAGGAACGCACAUCCCAAGAAAACGUGUCUGCGCAGACGGUCCUCGCAGCUCAGGAUCAAAAUUCCCGACCUCUCGGACGUGAACACCAUCGACCGCUGGUCCCGCUUCAUCUUCCCCUUCAGCUUCUGCCUCUUCAACACCAUCUACUGGCUCUACUACGUCAACUAG